Messenger RNA from Physcomitrium patens, 1236 nucleotides. RefSeq lists its product as uncharacterized. Lineage: Eukaryota; Viridiplantae; Streptophyta; Bryopsida; Funariales; Funariaceae. The record is from RefSeq and is a predicted model, not a curated record.
GCCGCUCAGAAAUUUCGCGGCUAUGGCGGCCAUGGCGUUUCCAAUUUCUGCAGCGGCGAUGAAUCUUUGUCACCACAGACUCCAACGCCAUCAAUCUUCUCUCUCACGCUGCUUGCGACCCUAAUUUGGGAUUCAUAGUUGCAUUCAGCGCUGUGUUUGUGUUUUUUAUGAACGCUGAUGGUCAAGUUUCUCGAGUUUUUAUGCAGGUUGACUCUUGUGAAAGGAUGAGUUUUUUGGCGGGCAGAUUAGCAGCCACCGAGGGGGCGUUUUUCAAUCAACACUCGAAACAAGCUGCGGUUGCACUGAAGCAGAAGCUAAAGACUUCAACACCACCUAAUUCCGUCUCUGAAACAUCUAAUUCUGAAUCUGUUUUGAAACUGUCCCGGGCUGAUGUUCUUCCUGAAGUUCUCCGCCACUCGCUUCCAAUUGCACCAACUACAGAAGCGCUUCAAGCUGUCGAUGUAGCAUCAGCUCCUGCACGAUCGUCACUUGCGACAUCAUUGAAAUCAAUUCUAAGCCCGCGGCCACUGAGUCAAGAUGGGGCCGUGCGGACGGGAUUUCCAUCCAUUCAGGUCGUGGAUCAUUUUGCAAGUGUUCCACAGACCUCUUUAGGUCGAAAAAAAUGGAUGAUUGAUGCACCAGAUGUUCAAAUGGUAGCUUCGACAGCCAAUGAAUCUCGGGUUGCUAAAGCUUCCGUUAUGGACGAGAAGGCAGCGAUGGAAGGCUUAUUCGUUGUGACGAAAGCAUUCGCAGUGGCCACAGGUUUAGUUUUUGGAGGCAGUAUCAUUGCAGCAGCUGUAACAGCUUCUAAGCAUGAUAUUAAAUCGUUUGACGACAUUCGCACAAAAGGACGAGAUUAUUUUACACCACGCGUAGAGCGAAUGAAGAACACACUUGAACCGCUCAAGUCUUGGGCGAACCAGAAAACUGAAGCUUGGAAGAUUGAGGAAGAAAGGCGUCGUGCUAUUGGAGUUGAUUAUGCUAAAUCAUUUGGUCUUCAGCAAACGGAGGCUGGGAAAUACAAAAGUCGGUAAAGUAACUUCUAAGAGGUCAUGUAUGAAUUCUUACUGAUACUGGGUGCUAGUCUUGCCCAUCUUAAAGCAAUAUCUAGAAGCAAAAUAGCGGAUGUACAACCUCCCGUACUCUUGUGCUGAAAUACAAGCGAUAUUUCUCUUUGUACCAACAUUCAUGGUCACAGUCCUUUCAACAAUGAAGCAACAACACUGUUUCACGGAA